AUGCAGAUUACCAUAGAGGACGCUGGUCCCAAAGUUCUUCACGUUGGUACAGCGGCAUCCUCUGGUUUUAGGAAAUCAGAUCUGAGAGGGACCUACAUGCUCUCCAACCUACUUCAAGAGCUUACGAUAGCAAAGGACUACGGUAGAAAACAAAUAGUCCUCGACGAACAACGCCUGAAUGAGAAUCCCGUGAAUCGACUUUCCCGUUUAAUCCAAAACUCGUUCUGGAAAGCUUUGACCCGCCGAAUUGACGGUUCUAAUAUCGAAAUCGUGGGAAGAGAUCCUAAGGACUGGACCGACGACCCAAGACCACGCAUUUAUGUCCCAGCCGGUGCCCCCGAGCAGUAUGAAUACUAUAAUAAAAUUGCUGAAUCCCAACCUGAGCUCCGGUUGGACGUCCAGCUCCUCCCGAGUGGAGAAAUCACCCCUGAAUAUGUGAGAGACCUGAACAGUAAGCCUGGGUUGUUAGCACUGGCCAUGGAAGAAUAUGUGGAUCCAGAUACAGGAGAGAAGGACCUUCGAGGGGUCCCAUACAUUGUCCCCGGUGGACGCUUCAAUGAGCUAUACGGUUGGGACAGUUACAUGGAGUCCCUAGGUUUACUGGUCACGGAGCAUGUCGAACUAGCCAGAGACAUGGUCGUCAACUUUUGCUUUUGUAUCAAGCAUUAUGGGAAGAUCCUUAACGCUAACAGAUCAUAUUACCUAUGCCGCUCCCAGCCUCCAUUCCUGACUGAUAUGGCACUGAGAGUGUAUGAUCGAAUCAAAUCGCAGCCUGGAGCAACGGACUUUCUCAGGGAAGCCAUUUUGGCAGCCAUUAAGGAAUAUCACAGUGUUUGGGUGUCAGAACCACGACUUGAUCCGAAGACAGGAUUGUCCAGAUACCGGCCUUCUGGCAUUGGGGUACCACCUGAGACGGAGCCAACCCACUUUUAUCAUAUACUCCUACCUCAUGCAAAAAAGCACGGAGUUACAUUUGAUGAGUUUGUCAAGGCGUACAACAGUGGUGAAAUUAAAUGCGCUGAGCUAGACGAAUAUUUUUUGCAUGACCGAGCAGUAAGAGAAUCGGGCCAUGACACAUCCUAUCGACUUGAAAAUGUGUGCGCCAAUCUUGCAACAAUCGACUUGAACUGCCUACUAUACAAGUACGAGAUGGACAUUGCACGUGUUCUGCGUGAUCAUUUUAAAGACAAACUGUACAUUCCCCCUGAAUUCCGAACCCCCGAAACGGAAUCCAGGGAGUAUGAAAGUUCAUCCUUAUGGGAUCGUCGUGCAAGGAGAAGAAGGGCAGCAAUUGAUAAGUACAUGUGGAAUGAAGAAAAGGGGAUGUACUUUGACUAUGAUACCGUCAAGGAACAGAUCACUAGUUACGAGAGUGCCACGACAUUUUGGUCAAUGUGGGCAGGUGUCGCGAACCCACGACAAGCUGCCGCCCUUGUUAGCAAGGCUUUACCAAAGUUCCAAGCUUAUGGCGGCCUUGUGUCAGGCACUGAGGAAUCUAGGGGUAAGGUUGGUAUUGAUCGGCCAAACCGCCAAUGGGAUUACCCCUAUGGAUGGGCACCGCAGCAAAUACUCGCGUGGACUGGGCUUAUGCGAUAUGGUUACCAAGAAGAGGCCGAAGAAUUGGCGUAUAAAUGGUUGUUUAUGGUUACAAAGGCCUUUGUUGACUUUAACGGCACCGUCGUUGAAAAAUACGAUGUUACUCGUCCUAUCGACCCUCACAAAGUCGAUGCAGAGUACGGAAAUCAAGGUAUUGAUUUCAAAGGGGUAUCGAGGGAAGGUUUCGGAUGGGUCAAUGCGAGCUACGUGUAUGGACUUCAAUUUUUGAAUGCCCAUAUGAGACGAGCCUUGGGCGCAUGUACUCCUUACCAAACGUUCAAGGAAGCGACCACUGCCGUGAACUUCUAG
Molecule: messenger RNA, 1905 nt
Organism: Trichophyton rubrum CBS 118892
Lineage: Eukaryota; Fungi; Ascomycota; Eurotiomycetes; Onygenales; Arthrodermataceae
Product: neutral trehalase
Exons: 2
Coding region: 1-1905 (634 amino acids)
Biological process (GO): trehalose catabolic process
Cellular component (GO): cytoplasm
Molecular function (GO): calcium ion binding; alpha,alpha-trehalase activity
Source: RefSeq, a predicted model, not a curated record